AUGUGGAUCUUUCGGAUCUUCUCCUCAGCCCUCUUCCUCACCGCUAUCGUCCUCUCUAUCCCCUUAGCCUUCGAUGUCGGCGGCAGGACAUGUGGCCUAGGAUUCUCCCUCUCCCUGGCGGCCUUCUACUUCCUCUUCUCUCUGCUCAGACUCACCACCCCAGACCGCUCGUGGAUCCGAUACUCCCUGAUCGUCUUCAUCAGGUCAACGCAAUGGCUCAUCGUCCCCAUCGUGCUGAUCUGGUCGCUGAACCAUUUCUCCGUUGACGCUCCGGAUCAUCACCACUCGACGACGACGACGACGACGACGACGACGCAGCAGGCUGAAUGGAUUGGGCGCACGUUUGGCUGGAAGAGGGAGCAGGAUAUGUCCAUUGCUCGAUGGGUGUUUGGUGCGAAUGGGCUCGUUGAGAAUUUUGUUUUGGGCGGCUGGGAUAAGCUGUUAAGCUGGUCGACUCCGUUUUUCCAGUUGGCGGAAGGGUUCUGCAGUUUGCUUGUUAUUCAGGCUGCUGGGCAGAUUACGAGGUGGCUGGUUAAUAGAGGAGGGAGAAGUGACAGCUGGAUGAUCGGCCUUCUAGUCAUGUCCGCAUCCAUCAUCUCAAGCUCCGUCUACUUCCUCUGGCGCGUCCUCCAGUUCCCCGGCAUCAGCAACGUCGACGCAGCCCUGAUCGGCGUCGCCAUCACCUGUGCUGUCUUCCUUUGCGCCUGGGGCAUAGGCAGCGGUCGCGGAAACCCCGUCGAAAGCUCCCUCCUCUUCGCAUACAUCGUCCUGUGCAUCUACCAAAUAUUCACAGACUAUAAAUCAUCCACGCCCGUUACCAUCCCACCAGCAUCCCCCGCCGCACAGGCAACAGCAUUCCCCCCUUUACCCCCAAUCAUCAUGGCCUCCUACACAACCCUCCUGCACGCCCUUUCCACCCUACCCUCCAUCAUCCAUGCAGCCUUCAACGUCGUCAGCGCUGCAUUCAGCGCCGUCACACCCUCCAUCCUAAUCUCUCUCACAUACCGCCUCUUCGUGUUCUACGCAUCCACCAGGAUCAUCCCUGCGGUCCGCGAGUCUGGCGCCCGCGCACUGUCCCAGGAAGCCACCCUUGAGGAUUCCGAUGGCGCAGGCCGAUUUCUAGGCCUGCUGAGCUGGUUUUCUCCCUCAAUACUCGUUGCAGUGUAUACAAGUUUGCUCAUGCAGCAUUUCGCUUCGACCUCGCAGGCGAUGGGUGGGAAUGGCGAGUGGUGGAGCAACCGCAAUGACGUUGGAGGGAAUUUUUGGAGAUGGAUCAAUCUGGGCUGUAUGAUGGGUUUGUAUGCAGUCGAGUUGUGGUUGGGCAAACAGGAUGACCUGGACGCUGGGCUUGCGGGGCAUUGGAAGACGGAUUGA
Molecule: messenger RNA, 1374 nt
Organism: Paracoccidioides brasiliensis Pb18
Exons: 2
Coding region: 1-1374 (457 amino acids)
Biological process (GO): septin ring assembly; endoplasmic reticulum inheritance
Cellular component (GO): cortical endoplasmic reticulum; perinuclear endoplasmic reticulum; endoplasmic reticulum membrane
Source: RefSeq, a predicted model, not a curated record